AUGGUCCUCACUUGGAUCCUCAACACCAUUAACCCUUCUCUUGCAAAUUCCCUUGAUUACCACGAUGACCCCCGUGCUGUUUGGCUCGAUCUUGAGUCCCGUUUUUGCCACGGCAACAACGCUCGCUUAUUUCAUCUCAAACGAGAGAUCUCUAACCUUCACCAAAACCAUCUCUCCAUACCCGAUUAUUACAAUAGCAUCAAACAACUAUGGGAUGAAUUAGGAAACCUCCAACCCACCACCGAUGCCACCACUUUAGAGCAAAGAGCUGAGGACGAACGGGUGUUCCAAUUUCUUUUGGGACUCAAUGAUUCGUUCGCAACCCUUCGGUCCCAAAUCCUUGCCACCGAUCCUCUUCCAUCUCUGAACCGAGUCUUCUCCAUCCUCUUUCAAGAGGAACAACAACGACUCCUCCAAGUUUCUCAUAUUUCGUCGGGACCCAUAGCCCUUGCCGCUCGAAAUUCCAUCCACGAACUGCCACCUCUCAAAUGCUCCGAAUGUGGUAAAGAUGGACACCUGCGCAACCGAUGUUGGCUCAUCGUCGGAUACCCACCUGGGCGUGAACCUCGCAACCAUCGCAAGCCUUCGCUGCUCGGGAAACCACCCUCUGCCACCGUUCAUCUCGCCGAUUCCUCCUCGAGUCCCAUCCCAAGGCUCUCUCCGGAAGACUAUCAACAGCUAAAACUUCUCCUGAAAACCCCCACUCCGAUGGCAAACUUUGUUGGUAACUCCUUCUCAACCCCCUCUGUUUUUUAUCCUCACACGGAUUGGAUAAUCGACAGUGGCGCUAGUGAUCAUAUGAGACACUGUUGA
This is a messenger RNA of Juglans regia (Persian walnut), 813 nucleotides long. RefSeq lists its product as uncharacterized. Bases 1 to 813 code for a protein of 270 amino acids. The transcript has a single exon. The record is from RefSeq and is a predicted model, not a curated record. Gene Ontology annotation, molecular function: zinc ion binding; nucleic acid binding. Lineage: Eukaryota; Viridiplantae; Streptophyta; Magnoliopsida; Fagales; Juglandaceae.